Molecule: messenger RNA, 2443 nt
Organism: Oryza sativa Japonica Group (Japanese rice)
Lineage: Eukaryota; Viridiplantae; Streptophyta; Magnoliopsida; Poales; Poaceae
Source: RefSeq, a predicted model, not a curated record
GUCUCCUCCCUCCCCAUUCCCAACCCGCGCGCGCCCCCUCCUCCCCCUCCUCCUCCUCUUCCUCCUCCUCCCUGGAUUCCUACCUCUCGUUUCCCCGAGCAGACGCUCCCCUAUCCCGCUGCGAAGGAGAGGAGGCGGUGGCGGAGGCGGAGGUGGAGAUCGACCUAGCUAGCUAGCUCACGAUGUCGUGGCUCCGCAACGCGGUGCACCGCGCGGUGGAGGCGAGCGGCGGGCCCCUCCUCACCCGCACCGUCCGCUCCUCCCUCGGCACCGUCGUCCACCACGCCGGCCAGGCCGUCGCGGGCGGCGCCAGGCUCAUCAACGACCGCAUCGGGAGCCGGAGCUACAAGAGCAUGAGGCUGACGGCGAAGAGGCUGGAGGACGCGGCGCUGUCCUACAGAGGGGAGGACCGGGUGCAGCUGCUGCGCCGGUGGCUCGUCAUGCUCAGGGAGACCCAGCGCGCGGCCGCGGCGGAGAAGGAGGCGAAGCGCGCGGGCCAUCCUGAUCAACACCUGCCCGUGUUGGAUCUGUAUAUGGAUUACGAGACCGGGGCCGAGCCGAUGAACUUUAUCCAUGUCUUCCUCUACAGCCAAGCGCUCGAAUGCCUCGUUUUAUCCAUGAUUAUGGAAUUCCCUACUGAAGAAGAAGCCUCGCUUCUCUCAGAAGUUUUUGGAUUGUGUCUUCCUGGAGGAAAGGAUGUCCACAAUGCAAUACUUAGUAGCAUAAAGGAGUUGGCAAAGUUAUUUUCAACUUACCAUGAUGAAGUGUUGGCAAAACGUGCUGAGCUGCUUCAAUUUGCUCAAUGUGCAAUCUCAGGGUUAAAAAUAAAUCCUGAAAUUUCAAGAUUAGAUGAUGAAAUCUUGCAGCUACAACAACGGAUAAAUGGAAUGGACGCUCUUCGAUCUAAUUCGACCAGUAGGCGUAGCAAAGCAUCACAAACAGUCGCGGAGGGUUUCAGAACUGCAGUUAAUGAGAUUCGCUUAUGCUCUAGAAUGGAAGAACUUGUAUUGAUGAAGAAAUCAAUGCAUCAUGGCAACUCAUUCGAGACUUAUUUUGAGAAGGUUAAUAAAUUGAAGGUUUUGUCAGAAUCACUUGCAAAUUCAGCUGCAAAAGCAGAAAGGAGAAUCAUGGAAAAUAGGCUACAAAAGGAGGAAUCUCUUAUUUUCCGAGUUACCAAAACAAAUGAAGUUAGUGUAACUGAAAAGGAAAUACUGGCUGAGAUCUCUGGGCUUCAGAAGCAAAAGGAUCUACUUGAGGAUGAACUAAAGAAAGUAAAUAAUAUACUGAAUGCGGCUGUAAUGAAGCUUAAAAAAACUAGAGAGGAGAGAGACCAAUUCGAUGAAGCCAGCAAUCAGAUUGUGCUGCACUUGAAAGCAAAGGAGGAAGAACUGUCAAGAUCUAUUGCUUCCUGCAAAGUUGAGUCAAGCACUGUCGGUGCAUGGAUCAUAUUUUUAGAAGAUACAUGGAAGUUGCAGUCUUUGUAUGAAGAACUAAGGAAAAAACAAGCCAAUGAUGAACUGGACAAGUGUGCGACUUGCUUUGCAAAAUUGAUUAAUCAUCAUCUUUAUGCACGAGUGGAAGAGCUGAGCACUUGCAUUGAUAGUAUAAAGACCUUUGUUGAUAACUUGAAAAUAUUUGAUAACAGAUCGGUAUCAGCGGAAGAUGGAAACAAUGGUUCGUCCAAGCAAUCAAAUCCACGUAAAUACCUUGAGGAAGAAUAUCUGGAAGCUGAGAAAAAGGUGGUAGCAGCAUUCAGUUUGGUUGAUAACAUCAGAGCAAUAUAUUUGUCCAAUCAAGAUUAUCAAGCCAGGAGAGAUGAUCCUGACGUGAAAAAACUAUUUGCCAACAUUGACAAGCUGCGGGUCGAGUUUGAAUCGGUUCCACGGCCACUGCUGCAAAUCGAGAUCAAAGAAAGAGAAGAGAGAGCAAAGCAAUCUCGUUCCUUGCAGGCUGCUCGCUCAUCAAGACAAGCAGGACACGAGUCCCCAAUACCUGCUCAACUCAGGACACGCCUGCCAUCAGAGUCCGACUCAGAACUGGCGAAAUCUGACCCAGAGUACAGGGAGUAUUCGGCUGAUGACAUAAGUGGGUGGGAGUUUGAUGACCUUGAAGAUGAUGGGGCAAGGCUUUCAGUGAAAUCUAUAUAGGAGGAGCAUCAAAUCUGGGCUCAAGUCCUGAAUAGUUCGUGUAGGGAUAGAAUCACUGGCCCAAAAAUUUGGAGAACGUGUUGUAGUGGAGUGCUGUGUACAAAACUGUACAUUGUAGCCUUCGUUGCCGUAAAGAUUUCUUUGCUUCAUCUUGUGAACGUCGUGUUGUCUAACUGCACAUAUGUCGGACAUUGGUAGGAGAGCCGUUUACGGUUUAUGAUGUGUCGACCUCUGUAUUGACCAUGCGUGUACGUACUUACAAAUUUGCGCCGUAUAUGCUAUCCUGUCCUGCUAAA